AUGAGGAUGGUGCCACAGUCUAUUUUGAUGUGGUGUUUGUUGGCUGCUUUUUUGCACUGCGUUAUAAGCGCAACACUUCAGCUCAAUACUGAGGGAGAAAAGAAGCUGAGUGUUCGGCUACAGAGGGAUCUCUGUGUCCCCAAGAGAAGCUUAGAUUCAGCUGAGAACAAUGAUACAGAUUCAGCUGUCAUAGAGAAAAGUGAUCAACCUAGUAGGAGGGUGAAAAGGGGCUGUAAAUUGCUUACUUGCUCAGUACAUGAUCUGGCCCACCGCAUCAACCAGCUCAGUAGUACAAUGAACAGUGCCCCCCCGCACAAAAUCAGUCCCUGUGGCUAUGGCCGCAGACGGAGGCGUGCUCUUCUCCAGCGCUCCUCCGCUCCAGCACAAGGGGAGGGUCACAGAAUUCUCACCAUGCCUCAAACCCAGAGCUCACCUCAAAAACUGACUUAA
Trichomycterus rosablanca is the source of this 450-nucleotide messenger RNA. It is a transcript of the gene admb, whose product is annotated as adrenomedullin b. NCBI's taxonomy places the organism in Eukaryota, Metazoa, Chordata, Actinopteri, Siluriformes, Trichomycteridae. Gene Ontology annotation, cellular component: extracellular region. Bases 1 to 450 code for a protein of 149 amino acids. Gene Ontology annotation, molecular function: adrenomedullin receptor binding; hormone activity. The transcript has 3 exons. Gene Ontology annotation, biological process: regulation of systemic arterial blood pressure; adenylate cyclase-activating G protein-coupled receptor signaling pathway; adrenomedullin receptor signaling pathway. The record is from RefSeq and is a predicted model, not a curated record.